CAAAGUCAGUCAAAAUCCUUACAACUUACAACAUCCCCUGACUAAACCCCUCUUCAAACCCUAAACUAUUCAAGAAAUAAAGUUCCAAAUUUGCAGAUUUAGUCCGGAAAGGGGAAAGGCCGUAUUUUUGCAGGGACAAAAUUUAUAAAAUUUGAUCUUAUUGUGAAAUUUAACUAAGUAAAUGAAUGGAUGGAAGAGAAGGAAUGUCAUUACCUGGUUCAGCUUCUUAUUACUUCAAUAGAGGAGGAAUUGGGGGGUCUGGGGGUUCAGGACCAGGUUCUAAUGCACCGGCUGCUGGUGGAGGGUCGGUACCGGGAACUUUACCUGCCAGUGGUGGGAUGCAUACCCCAAGCAGGUUCAAUCCUGUUUCGAAUCCCAUUGUUCAACUUCAACCCAAUGUAGGUGCUAGUGGGAGUGCUACGAGUGGUUCAACAUUUCACGUUGAGAACCCAUCUCCCAUUUUCCCCCGCCGUAGCAUUACCAGGGGUGACUUCUCUAGCGCUUCGACUAGUGGUGAUCCGGUGAAGAAGAAGAGGGGUAGGCCUAGGAAAUACGGUCCCGAUGGGGCUAACAUGACAUUAGCAUUGUCUCCAAUGUCUGCCUCCACAUCUUCCACGGGAGUUAUCGCCCCAGGUGAGAAAAAAAGAGGGCGGCCGCCUGGGACUGGAUGGAAGCAGAAGCUGGCGCCUCUCGGUGAAUGGAUGAACAGCUCAGCUGGAUUAGCUUUUACUCCACAUGUCUUACAUAUUGGAGUGGGAGAGGAUGUUGCAGCCAAAAUAUUGGCUUUUGCACAACAGAGGCCAAGGGCUUUAUGCAUCUUGUCGGCUAAUGGAUCCAUUUCUUCUGUGACUCUGCGCCAACCGACCACUUCUGACGGAACUGUCACAUAUGAGGGCCGUUUUGAGAUAUUAUGCUUGUCGGGGUCUUAUUUGCUUGCUGAAAGUGGUGGUCCUCGCAAUCGGACUGGCGGUAUAAGUAUUUCGGUUUGUAGCCCCGAUGGACAUAUUAUUGGUGGUGCAAUUGGUGGUAACCUCAUUGCCGCAAGUUCAGUGCAGGUGGUUGCAUGUAGCUUUGUAUAUGGUGGUUCUAAGGCAAAGGACAAAACAGUCUCUGAACCAAAAGACGAAAAAAUUCCUGCAGACGAGUCUGCUGAGAAGUCGUUAACCCCAGUUAGUGCUGCUCCAAGUCAAAAUCUCACUCCGAAUUCUGCAACUGUCGUUUGGCCACUAGAGACACGUCUUAAUAUGAAAAAUUCGCAGGCGCAGAUUGACUUAAUGCUCGGGUGAUACAAAGCUACAAUACCAAUAUGGUAGUUUUUGUAUAUCGUUGUAUAUGAAAUGUGCCCGGGAAAUUAGCCAAAACUCAGUCUGCUCUUGGGUAAAUUGUGGGUUGUGCUAACAUAUCGAAAUAGAGUUUGGAUGCUAGGUUCUUAGGUAGCAAUGGUGGAGACUUAAGGUUGUACUUGUUGGAACUGAUGGAACUAUUAAUAUUUGUAGCAGGUUAAUUAUGUUCUAUUAAUCAAACUGGAUUCUCUUGAUUACUUGGUGGGAUUUCUUUCUUUGGUCACCAUUCCUGUUGUAACCUGAAUCUAUUUGCAGUACCUUUUGGUGAUGCAUUAUUAACUAUUCUUAUUUUUCUUUUUA
Olea europaea var. sylvestris is the source of this 1643-nucleotide messenger RNA. RefSeq names its product AT-hook motif nuclear-localized protein 9-like. The transcript is spliced from 6 exons. Gene Ontology annotation, molecular function: minor groove of adenine-thymine-rich DNA binding. The record is from RefSeq and is a predicted model, not a curated record. NCBI's taxonomy places the organism in Eukaryota, Viridiplantae, Streptophyta, Magnoliopsida, Lamiales, Oleaceae. Bases 186 to 1286 code for a protein of 366 amino acids.